Messenger RNA from Uncinocarpus reesii 1704, 675 nucleotides. RefSeq lists its product as uncharacterized. Gene Ontology annotation, molecular function: ubiquitin conjugating enzyme activity. The record is from RefSeq and is a predicted model, not a curated record. Gene Ontology annotation, biological process: protein polyubiquitination; proteasome-mediated ubiquitin-dependent protein catabolic process. The coding region runs from base 1 to 675 and encodes 224 amino acids. The transcript has 3 exons. Lineage: Eukaryota; Fungi; Ascomycota; Eurotiomycetes; Onygenales; Onygenaceae.
AUGGCGGAACGCAUUUUGCUCAACGAAUUCAAGAGCUUGUCAAAGGAGAAAUGGGUUAAUAUCGAGUUGCAAAACGAAGAUAUUUUCCAAUGGAAUAUUGGGCUAAUCGUUUUGAACCCCGACUCUCUUUACUACGGGGGAUACUUUAAGGCCCGCAUGACUUUUCCGCGCAAUUACCCCUAUUCGCCACCAAGCUUCAAAUUUACUCGGCCCAUUUUCCACCCUAACGUCUAUAACACCGGCGAGCUCUGCAUCUCGAUCCUUCACGCUCCCGGCGAUGACGAGAUGUCCGGCGAAUCCGCAGCCGAACGCUGGUCCCCAGCCCAGCGCGUUGAGUCUGUCUUGAUCUCUAUUUUAUCUUUACUUGACGACGCCGAGAUCAACUCAGCCGCCAACGUCAGUGCAAGUGUUAUGCUCCGAGACGAUCCAGAGAAAUACAAGGAAAAGGUCAGGAACGAGGUUGAAAAGUCCAAGCUGGAUAUUCCCAAGGAGUUCGUCAUGCCAACUCAUGAAACCUCUAUCGCGAAGCCCGAUAAAAGCGACAUCAUGGACGAGGACUUUUGGGUUGACAGCGAUGAUGGUGAUGAUGACAUUUUUGGUGGAAGUGACUCCGAUAUGAUGGAGUAUUCGCAAGAAGAUAACGAUUCUAGCACCGAUACCGAGGAGCAGCUCUGA